AUAUAAAAAAGAAAGACUUUAGUAGAUCGACUACUACUCGUUUAUAAAGAGUGGGGUUGCGUGUGUUAGUUUAAUGGAGUUUUUAAUUUAAGAUAGUUAUAGUUGGUACCCGAGUGGUUUCAUUAUGUUAUUGAGAAGCACAUCUGCUCCGAUACUGAACUCGUGGCUUCCACAACACUGCACGAGAGAAUCGUCUCCAGAGCCGGAGUCACAGCUCCAGCGCCGGUCAAGGUCGUUGUCUCUUUUCUCAUCAAAGUCCAUAGAUGGACACACCGGUGAGCAGUUGCACCAAGCUCUCUCCGAGCAGAAGGAUAUUGUUCUUAAAUCAAGAAGCAACGAGAACCACAACGAAAACCCAACACCACCACGCAGGCAACGCAGGUCAUCUUUAGAUGAAACACGCUACGCCAAAAAGACUUUGGAUCCCUCGUCAACUUUCUUAGUGGAUAGGCUGUUCUCGAGCUCAGGACUGGGAGAAAAGACCAGCAAUUAUGAUGAUCGUCUUGAGACUCUUGUGAGUGGUGGUGGCGGCGGGAUGGGCAGCAGCGGCGGCAAGAUUUGCACCGGCGGCGGUGUCGGUGGAAGUGGUGUUGACGGCGGCGGAAGUGAGGACGCUACCGAUAAGUAUUACAAAGAGAUGAUCGAUUUGAAUCCAGGAAACUCGCUUUUGACUGGAAACUACGCCAAGUUCUUAAAAGAGGUGAAAAGAGACAUGAAGAAAGCAGAAGAGUAUUGUGAAAGAGCGAUUUUGGGGAACACCAACGAUGGAAACGUCCUCUCUCUCUACGCUGAUCUCAUUUUGCACAACCACCGAGAUCGUGAAAGAGCCCACUCGUACUAUCAACAAGCCGUCAAAAUGUCCCCCGAGGAUUGCUAUGUGCAAGCUUCAUACGCAAGGUUUCUAUGGGAUGUGGAAGAGGACGAAGAUGAAGGAGAAGAAGAAGAAGAGAGGAGUGAUGAUAUUGGCCAUGUUCCUCCAAAUACUACUACCAUAUUCCGUGAUUUUUCCCAACACACUUCUAUUACCGCAUCAUCGUAAUAUAUCAAGACACAUGUCUAAUCGUGUGUUCGUCGUAUUUAAAAUAAAUAUAUAGCAUAUAGAUGCAUGUUUAAUAGCCAUGUGCAAAUGCGGUAUGCGUGUAAAAACAUACAUAUUACGGAAUAUUGUAUAAUAUGGAUAUGUUUUUCUGUGUUCCA
This is a messenger RNA of Capsella rubella, 1197 nucleotides long. RefSeq lists its product as uncharacterized. The transcript is spliced from 3 exons. The record is from RefSeq and is a predicted model, not a curated record. The coding region runs from base 125 to 1039 and encodes 304 amino acids. Lineage: Eukaryota; Viridiplantae; Streptophyta; Magnoliopsida; Brassicales; Brassicaceae. Gene Ontology annotation, molecular function: protein binding.